Pyrenophora tritici-repentis Pt-1C-BFP is the source of this 1350-nucleotide messenger RNA. RefSeq names its product peroxidase 40 precursor. Gene Ontology annotation, biological process: response to oxidative stress. Gene Ontology annotation, molecular function: heme binding; peroxidase activity. Lineage: Eukaryota; Fungi; Ascomycota; Dothideomycetes; Pleosporales; Pleosporaceae. The record is from RefSeq and is a predicted model, not a curated record.
ACCCUAGGUUGGUACAGGACACACUCGUUGGCUAUUCAGCAUAUAUUCUCUGUACUAUUACUUCCAUCUUCACAGACUUUUAUUCAACAUAUUUAUCGUCAUCUUGUACACUUCAAGUUCAUAAUGUAUAUUCGCAAUGUCCUCAUCGCCGGCUUUGCGGCUGCCAGCACAGUCGAAGCCUACGGCAACUCUACAAUCCGAGAAGAGCAAAAGAUCUGGGACGUCGCCCACCUCGGCGCACCAAAGGGAAAGCGUUUCCUCGAUGACAUCUUCAACAUGGUCGGAGGCAUCCUAGGCGGCUCCGGCGGUGGCGGUGAUGAUGAUGAGCCGCAAUGCCCUGAAGUCUGGUCGCAAAUCUCAAAGACACUCACCGAACAAUUCCUCGGAGACGGACAAUGCACAGACGCCGCUCGUGCUGCUAUCCGCGCCUCCUUCCAUGAUUGCUUCAACGGCGCAUGCGACGGUUCCCUCAUCCUCGCAAACGAGUGUUCGAACACCGAAAACCGGGGUAUGGAGCGUCUAUGCAGUAACCUCGCCAAUGUGGCCACACAAACCAGAGUCGGUGUAGCAGACCUCAUCCAAUUCGCUGCUGCACACGCUGUCAAGACAUGUCCUGGUGGCCCUACCGUUCCCGUUAAAGUUGGUCGUCAAGACUCCAGCACACCGGGUGCUCUUGGUGUACUACCCGGCCCCAAUGUUCCAGGAGACACUUUGGUCCGAUCAUUCGCAUCCAAAGGCUUCAGCCCCAUCGACCUCGCUGCCCUCGUCGGCGCACAUACCGCAGCCAAACAACGCCACAGCAACCCCUCCAAGCCCGGUACUUCGCUCGACUCCACCGUUGGCACUUGGGACAAUAGGUUCUAUUCCGAGACCAGGCGCGGUAGUGCGCCGUUCACUCUCCCGUCAGACAGGAACGUUGCAAACCACCCGGCCACCGCAAUUUCCUGGACUACCUUUGCUGUCAGCAAGGGCGCGUGGGAUGCAGCCUUCGUGCCUGCAAUGGUUAAGCUGGGUAUGAUGGGUGUAGAGAGCGAUGGUCUCAUCGACUGUACUUCUGCGCUACCCGGCGGUAGCAGGAAGAGGGACAUUAAGAACAGCAACAUCUUCGACAGGUUGAACUGGUAGAGGGUAGAGUUGGUGUAUAGCUUGUGAAUUCUUUUCUACGACUUUCCUUUUUUUGGCGGGCAUGACACGCAGGGUGUGUACAUGUUGGGUCUUUUCUCUGUUGAUAUCCAACUAUUAUCUUUUAUUAUCUGCUCGCGCAGAGGUGCUGGUGUGGCGCAAUGGUCGCUUCGUCGCUCUUUUGGGGCUGUAGAAUGCUACUAUUCAAUCAAGACAAAAGUUCAUUCA